UACUGGAACUUUCUGUCAGGACGGACAAGUUGAGGGCAGCCACUGCGCAUGCGCUUUCUGGAUACUUCUUCACGUGGAGCUGUCCCGUCCAGUGUGUGAGACCCACGCUCCGUGCAGACCCACGCCGGCUCGCUGACCUCCCACACGACCUGAAAUGGCCUUCAGAAAGUUCCUGCCGCUGUUCGACCGGGUUCUGGUGGAACGUCUGACGGCCGAGACGGUGACGAAGGGUGGCAUCAUGCUGCCGGAGAAAUCCCAAGGAAAGGUUCUGCAGGCCACGGUGGUGGCGGUCGGACCCGGAUCAGUCAACCAGGAUUUCUACAACUGGCCGGAUGAAUCCUUCGAGGAGAUGGACAGCACGCUGGCAGUCCAACAGUACAUUCAGCAGAACAUUCGGUCGGAUUGCUCCAACAUUGAUAAAAUCCUGGAGCCUCCGGAGGGCCAGGAUGAAGGAGUGUGGAAGUACGAGCACCUCAGGCAGUUCUGUCUGGAGCUCAAUGGAUUAGCUGUAAAACUGCAGAGUGAGUGUCAUCCAGACACCUGCACCCAGAUGACGGCCACAGAGCAGUGGAUCUUUCUAUGUGCCGCCCACAAGACCCCCAAAGAGUGUCCUGCCAUCGACUACACCAGGCACACGCUGGACGGAGCUGCCUGUCUUCUCAAUAGCAACAAAUACUUCCCCAGCAGGGUGAGCAUCAAGGAGUCUUCUGUGGCCAAACUGGGCUCCGUCUGUCGUCGCAUCUAUAGGAUAUUCUCUCACGCCUACUUCCACCACCGCCAGAUAUUCGACAAGUACGAGAAUGAGACGUUCCUGUGUCACCGGUUCACACGCUUCGUCAUGAAGUACAACCUGAUGUCCAAGGACAACCUGAUCGUUCCCAUCCUGGAGGAGGAAGUCCAGAACACCUCAUCAGCUGGAGAGAGCGAAGCCUAACAGCUGCUCCCUGAGGAGAUCCACGUAAACACAAUCUGUACACAACACAUCCUGAAACACCAACACUACAGCAGGAGCAGAACCACCUCCAUCUGUGUGCUCCUGUAGGAACCCACCAGAACCCUCACACCUCCACAGGAAGCAGCUCCGUAGGCUCUACUGAACACGUCCACUCUGGUCCUCCAACCUUCAAACAUCUCAUGAUUUAUCUGCAGCACAGCGGCUCUUAGGUCUGCUGGUGGAGCAGAACCGUGUUCCUGUGAUCACGCCUGAAGGAACUUUAUCCUCUGAAAGGUUCUAUCUGCAGAAAGUCGUCCUCUCUGGACCACAGCAGCGUCCACUUCUUUAGGUUCUGCUGGUUCAGCAGUGUUCCACUGCAGGAACGUCUGCAUCAUUUAUUAUGAACCCUGACCGCUUCGGUUCUGUUAGCGGGGAGGGAACACCAGAGGUUUAGUUGUUCUGCUGUUCUCUGCAGGAACUUUAGAAUGUCUCUCAGGCUGUUUCCAGGAAGUUUUAGUUCUGAUGAGCCCUGAAGAACGUCUGUUAGUGUUGAUGUAGAGCUCUGGAGGACACCGUCGUGUCCUCGUCCAUCAGCAGCGUUCUCUUUAGUACCCCAUCAACAGAACCCUUCAUGGUUCUGUCCUUCCUGCUCAUAGAACUGGAGCUAAUAAUCUGAGAGAAGCAGAGAGACGUUCUGUUGUAGAACACUGUUGAACCAAUCAGAUCUUCUAGGACCUUCAGUUCUAGUUGGAAGAACCUCAGAGGCCUCAGGUUCCUGCAGUGGAGAACAUCUUGUUCUCUGAUGAAAAGUCCCACAGUUUAAAUCCUCCAUUAGAACCUACAGAACCGACGCAGUGUUCUGGAACAUGGGCGUCACUUCAGCUCCCCUUUAGAACCUUUAGUCCCUCAGACAGGUGAGGUGUUCCUGGUGAGCUGUGGUGCUGCUUCCUGUGGACGUUGUGGUUCUACCUUCAGCAGCGGUAACCGUGGAGACGUAGUGUUUGGCUCCUCUGUACAUAGCCCUCCUUGGUUCUUCAUGUUCCACUCUCGGUGUUGCUUCUGUUCUGCUUGUGUUGCCUGGUCUGGGGCGUCCUUUAACGGAUCACUAAAUAAUAAUGCUCUUAAACACAGCGUAGAUGUGCGGCUUGUGUGCUAGUGAACAAAGAACCUUAAUCUGUAGCUUCGUCCGUGUUCUAGCAGUCCGAUUCGUGGGGGUUCUAGGGCGACUCUGGGCUAACUGAUCCUGCUUUGUGACCCUCUGAUCCUGAUCCUGUGUGGCCGACGGACAGAAGAACCGUUAAUCAGAGAGUAGAUCCUGAAGGAGGAACGUCGGCCACUUCCUGUAUCGGAGCACAACCUCUUCUUAACCUCCUCAUUAAGUUAUUUUGUGGGAGGAGUCUUGUCAAUCCAACCCACUUUUUUUUAAUGGACUAAAAAAUUUUGUUACUGUCGACAUUUUCAUGAUGUCUGUUAAUAAAAAAGAACCUAUUAUUCA
Messenger RNA from Acanthochromis polyacanthus (spiny chromis), 2429 nucleotides. RefSeq names its product MOB-like protein phocein. The transcript is spliced from 9 exons. The coding region runs from base 155 to 934 and encodes 259 amino acids. The record is from RefSeq and is a predicted model, not a curated record. Gene Ontology annotation, molecular function: ATP binding; protein folding chaperone; protein-folding chaperone binding. Gene Ontology annotation, cellular component: cytoplasm; mitochondrial matrix. Lineage: Eukaryota; Metazoa; Chordata; Actinopteri; Pomacentridae.